AUGUCCUCCAGCGGCUGCACCUUCGAGGACCGGUGCGUGAGCGUGCUGUGCUGCCGGUUCUGCCGGCAGGUGCUGAGCUGGCGGGGCAUGCAGGCUGUGCUGCUGGCCGACACCGACACCGAUCUCUACUCCACCGACAUGCCGCCCUCGGGAACCGUGGAUUUCAUCGGAAGCUGCUAUUUCACUGAGAUCUGCAAGUGCAAACUGAAGAACAUCGCCUGUUUGAAGUGUGGGAAUGUUGUUGGCUACCAUGUGAUUUGUCCCUGCAAGCCCUGCCUGCUGUCCUGCAACAACGGCCACCUCUGGAUGUUCCACAGCCAGGCAGUGUUUGGCAUCAACAGGCUCGACCCUUCUGGUGUGAAUGCAUUGCUCUGGGGCAACCUGCCAGAUCUGGAGGAGAGCACAGAAGACACGUCCUGCACCUCUGAGGAGGAGUACAUCAGAUAAAUGCUACCUGCAGCAUCUUCCCUCCACUUGAGGCCUGGCUUUUUGGUCUGCAUUUAUUUCAUUUCACCUGCUGGCCCAUCACAGCUGGAAAAACCAAGAAAUCUGGAAAAAAAAAAAUCCAAAAAAGGAUAAUUCUUCUUGCUCUUUCCCUGUACCUUCCCUGGACUCCUGAAUCUGCCUGGUGUGCAUCCCCUGAGCAGACACACCUUGGAAAUGCAGACACAAAGUGCAUUUACUGAGCUCUAUUUUGCUUUUUAUUCAAAAGCCUCUACAGCUGAUAAUACUUUUUUUCUUCUUCCCUGAAGCACUUUUCACAAGAGCAAAACCUCUCAGCUGCUUUCAGUUUUUUUAAAAAAAAACUUCAGGAAUAAUCAGGGGCAGUUCUGGAAGAGCUCA
This is a messenger RNA of Cinclus cinclus, 843 nucleotides long. It is a transcript of the gene RUMY1, whose product is annotated as family with sequence similarity 72 member A. The transcript has 4 exons. NCBI's taxonomy places the organism in Eukaryota, Metazoa, Chordata, Aves, Passeriformes, Cinclidae. The record is from RefSeq and is a predicted model, not a curated record. Gene Ontology annotation, cellular component: cytosol. The coding region runs from base 1 to 447 and encodes 148 amino acids.